GCGUAGCAUUGAAAUACCAGACCAGGUGUCACGGGUUUUUGAAUAAUCAAUAAGACAUUUGUUUGCUAACUUAACAUUUAUGUAAACAAACAUUGAUGAAGAAUAAUGAUACUUUCGCGGGCAAAACCAGCCCUUUCGGAGAACAGAAAAUCAGGAACACGCAAAGAUGUCCCUAAGCUUGAAGAAUUUUUGGAUAAGCGGGAUUAUGCUGGUGCGCUGACGUUGGUUGAAUUUAAUAAAUCCAGUAGCAAUGCUCAGGACACUGAUAUGUGGAUUGCCUACUGCGCAUUUCAUCUCGGAGACUACAAGAGAGCUACUAGUGUCUACGAAAGUCUGAGGAAGAAAGGCAGAAGCGAUGUAUUUACCAACUUGGCUUGCUGUUAUUUUUACUUGGGAAUGUAUCCGGAGGCUAAGGAAGCCUUGAAUGAUGCUCCUGACAGCAGCCUGAAGACCCGGGUGAUGUUCCACUUGGCUCACAAGAUGGGAGACGAAGCUAAACUCAAGGACUAUCAUGGAAAACUUAAAGAUGUUAUUGAAGACCAGUUGUGUUUAGCUUCUAUUCAUUAUCUUCGCGCUCAUUAUCAGGAAGCCAUUGACAUUUACAAAAAGAUUCUUCUUGACAAUCGAGAUUACUUGGCACUGAAUGUUUAUGUGGCACUCUGCUACUAUAAACUAGAUUAUUAUGAUGUAGCUCAAGAAGUUCUCCAAGUUUAUUUGCAAAAGUAUCCAGACAGCGCUAUUGCGAUUAAUUUAAAAGCCUGCAAUCACUUCCGUCUUUAUGACGGCAGUACCGCUCAAGCUGAGAUGAGACAGUUGGUAGAAAAAACGACAUCUUCAUACAGCUUUGGACAUGAUUUAAUUCGCCACAAUAUUGUGGUCUUCAAAGAUGGUGAAGGCGCGUUGCAAGUCUUGCCGGGUUUAGUAGAUGUCAUACCAGAAGCUCGAUUGAAUCUUGUGAUUUAUUAUCUCAAGCAGAACGACAUUCAAGAGGCUUAUGAACUAAUAAAAGAGCUCGAACCAGCAGUACCUCAAGAAUUUAUACUAAAAGGAACAGUUUACGCGGUAAUUGGACAAGAGACUAGCUCACGAGAUAUUAUAAAGACGGCUCAGCAGUACUUCCACUUGGUGGGUUCAUCAACUUCUGAAUGUGACACGAUACCAGGUCGUCACUGCAUGGCAGCUUGCUUUUUUCUUUUACGUCAAUUCGAAGAGGUCCUCGUUUAUCUUAAUUCUAUAAAAACCUACUAUACGAAUGAUGACAGUUUCAAUUUUAAUUACGCUCAAGCACAAGCGGCUGCUGGUUACUUCAAAGAAGCUGAGGAAGCAUUUCUACUUAUCCGCAGUGAACGGUUUAAAAGCGAUUAUGUUUACAUAAGUUUACUUGCUUAUUGCUAUAUAAUGAAUAAGAAGGCUCAUAGCGCUUGGGAACUUUAUUUAAAAAUGGACACUUCGACCCAAUCAUUUAAUUUGCUACAACUUAUUGCUAAUACUUGCUACAAAAUUGGUGAGUUUUGGUAUGCUGCCAAAGCCUUUGAUAUGUUGGAACGUAUGGAUCCGUCACCGGAACACUGGGAAGGUAAACGAGGUGCUUGCUGCGGUACUUUUCAAUACAUUGUGGCUGAAAAACAACCCAAAGAAUUAUUAACUGAAGUAAUACAGUUGCUCAGAAAUACUUCAAAUUCUCAAGUCGAACAAAUAAUUCGAGUUAUGAGAAAGUGGGGAAAAGAUAAGAGGAUUCCUUGUUAAUAUAUAUAAUAAAUCAUUUGUAAUUGAUGCCGUCCAAAUUGUGUCUUAAUGUUGGUUAAAAUAUAUUUAAUAAUUUGAAAAAUUGGCCAUUUUUAAUU
Molecule: messenger RNA, 1844 nt
Organism: Microplitis demolitor
Lineage: Eukaryota; Metazoa; Arthropoda; Insecta; Hymenoptera; Braconidae
Gene: Ttc26
Product: intraflagellar transport protein 56
Exons: 5
Coding region: 106-1746 (546 amino acids)
Biological process (GO): intraciliary anterograde transport; intraciliary transport involved in cilium assembly
Cellular component (GO): ciliary base; intraciliary transport particle B; ciliary basal body
Molecular function (GO): intraciliary transport particle B binding; protein binding
Source: RefSeq, a predicted model, not a curated record